UAUAAACACAUACUAUGAGAAAUCAUAGAAAAAUAAAUAAACGAUAUUGAUGAUAGAGACUUCUCACUCACAGUCCUGUCAGACACCGCUUUGUUAUAUGCCGAAAUUAUGUAUGAUUAGCGCGGGAAUAUGGAGAUUACCACUGCCCGUGGAAAAUGUUAUUUUAAAAAAGACAUACACUGUUUAUCGGAAAUUUGUCCGCGUAUGUUUCCCGAUAUUCCUAGCAUCUCUGUGUAUCCAGUGUACGUUAACACUCCUAGAUAAGAAUUCUAGCAAAACCACCGAAGAGUUAUUCAAGCAGCUUUCCUAUUUCAUAACGCUUCUAAUAGUUGAAGUUGCGACCAUUCUCUGGCAAAGAGACGAGGUUCUUCGUCUCAUCUCAUUCGUUUAUGAAGAGGAAGAAAAAAUAUUUCGCUCCGGCGAGAAAAUAAUUAUCCAAGCACACUUAAAACAAGUACACUUUUGCAAAAAUUCGAAUUGGAUUGUACUUGUUUUCACGCUGUUCGCCGGAUCGACGAUGAUUUUGGAAACGUAUUGGCGAAGAUUCGAAGUGGAAAAAUACAACAGGGAGCAUAAUGCUACUUUGCCAGUGCCGUUCCUAUUCGAACUGUAUUGUUACAAAUUUGAUGCAGAAAAACACGCCGCGGUUUUGCACUAUGUCAAUGAUUUUGCCGCUAUCAUUAACGGUUUUCGUAUAGUUUCCACCAAAACCAUUUUCUUCUCCUGCAUUAUGUUUGUACCAUCGGUUUUAAAGCAGUUGUGCAUCAGGUUUAGAAAAAUGGGCACCUACGAAGACGAUAUAUUUGUCAUUUUACGACAUCUAAUCUUAGAGCACCAGGAAGUUAAUAGGUUCGUUAAAAAAUUAAACGAUUGCGUCAAAUACUUGAUUUUGAUGGAAUAUCUUCUAGACUCUUUAAAUGUAGCCGCAACAUCCAUCCAAUUUAUAACGUACGAUCGCAAGAUGCUAGCGUCGCCUAUUUUUUACAUCAGUCACUUAUUUGUUCAAACUUUUAUUUUGGCGUGGAAUGCGAAUGAAGUAAAAAUACAGAGUUUGGCACUAGCGGAUGCCAUCUACGACAGCCCGUGGUACAAACAAACCAUGGGUGUUAAGAAAUCCCUUUUGACUGUAAUACUUAGAGCUCAGAGGCCAUUACUUCUAACGAUAGGCCCUUUCGAUGCCAUGACAACUCAAUCGGGUUUAGCGAUAAUGAAGGCUUCUUAUUCGUAUGUAACCCUAAUGAUGAACAACUAUUAAUUCUCGCACCGAAAAUUUAGCCACCCGCGAUGAGUUUGGAAAAAAUGCACAGUUAUCUUCUUUAAUUUAGAAUGUUGUAUAUAAUGUGUAAAGAA
Cylas formicarius (sweet potato weevil) is the source of this 1350-nucleotide messenger RNA. RefSeq names its product odorant receptor 45b-like. The transcript has 6 exons. The record is from RefSeq and is a predicted model, not a curated record. Bases 50 to 1255 code for a protein of 401 amino acids. Lineage: Eukaryota; Metazoa; Arthropoda; Insecta; Coleoptera; Brentidae. Gene Ontology annotation, cellular component: plasma membrane. Gene Ontology annotation, biological process: detection of chemical stimulus involved in sensory perception of smell; sensory perception of smell. Gene Ontology annotation, molecular function: odorant binding; olfactory receptor activity.